AGCAUUUUUCAAAACCCUAAGGAUGGUUUUAGAGUUUAUGUGAUUUUCAGGUAACCCGGUUCAACGAACAGGAUAGACAAUAUGCAUAAAGAUGGAUCAUAGCGGUGGACCGGUGGUAUUCUAUUCCGUUCCUGCUCUUUCGCGUGCUCGUCUGCUCGACGCAGCAGGGUUAGGAACUAGGAAGAGAAGCGAAGGGAGUGAAAAGGAACAAAAAUGGUGCGGUUAACUGCGGAUUUGAUAUGGAAGAGUCCUCACUUCUUCAAUGCCGUUCGAGAGCGAGAGCUUGAUCUCCGCGGAAACAAGAUUGCUGUGAUAGAGAACCUAGGAGCGACUGAGGACCAAUUUGAUACAAUUGAUCUGUCAGAUAAUGAGAUUGUCAAGCUUGAAAACUUCCCUUAUCUAAGUCGGUUGGGCACUUUGCUUAUAAAUAAUAACAGAAUUACUCGUAUUAAUCCUAAUAUAGGAGAAUACUUACCAAAACUGCACACCCUAGUUCUAACAAAUAAUCGACUUGUUAACUUGGUUGAGAUCGAUCCUCUUGCAUCCCUUCCGAAGUUGCAAUUUCUUAGCCUGCUGGAUAAUAACAUUACUAAGAAAUCGAAUUAUCGGUUGUAUGUGAUCAACAAACUGAAACAGUUACGGUUGCUAGAUUUCAAGAAAGUGAAACAUAAGGAGAGAAUUGAAGCAGAAAAUCUGUUUGCAUCAAAAGAAGCUGAAGAGGAGGCUAAGAAAGUAUCUGCAAAGACAUUCACUCCGGGUGAGAUGCCAGAUGUUCAAGAUAUUCUGAAGGAAGAACAAACCCCUAAAGCAGUUGCUCCCACACCAGAGCAGAUUAUAGCUAUUAAGGCUGCAAUUGUAAAUUCCCAAACUCUUGAAGAGGUUGCAAGGCUUGAACAGGCUUUGAAGUCGGGUCAGCUCCCAGCAGAUCUGAAGAUUCCAGAGGAUGACACUGCUACAAGUAUUGUCCAUCCCAAAGACGACAAAAUGGAAAUGCACAACCAGAAAGAAGAUAAUUCACAAUCACAACAUUCCGUGGACCAACAAAAUGAUAAUGGCUCUGUACCAAUUGAAGAGGAGUGAAGUUUCGAGAUUGUCUACUAAGUUACUGAAAAGUUAAUUCCCUUUGCACUUUCAUAUGCUCUCAGUGACUCAGGAUUUUGCUUAAUGUUGAGAUUACUGCAUGAGUGAUUCUGAGAUUAUCUGCCCAUUACUGUGGAUAAAGCUCUGCUCCUCUUCAAUGUAUUGGUGGUGGUAUUUCCACUAAUUCACCAAAGGUAGGCAGUGUACAUCUUGCUUUGAAAAAAUAGGAUGCUGUAUGGUGAUGGUAGAAGUCCCAUAUUAAGAUUUAAGAGUGAUUGAGACUCGAGUCUCUGUUUGUAUGCAUGUUAUUCUCUUGCAGCGAGACACAUUACUGAUCUUCAUAUUAUAUUUUACUUCAUAGAGCUUUCUUGCA
Nelumbo nucifera (sacred lotus) is the source of this 1453-nucleotide messenger RNA. RefSeq names its product U2 small nuclear ribonucleoprotein A (gene U2A'). Gene Ontology annotation, molecular function: protein binding; U2 snRNA binding. Gene Ontology annotation, biological process: mRNA splicing, via spliceosome. The record is from RefSeq and is a predicted model, not a curated record. NCBI's taxonomy places the organism in Eukaryota, Viridiplantae, Streptophyta, Magnoliopsida, Proteales, Nelumbonaceae.